Lycium barbarum (goji berry) is the source of this 1017-nucleotide messenger RNA. RefSeq names its product transcription factor CAULIFLOWER-like. Bases 1 to 1017 code for a protein of 338 amino acids. NCBI's taxonomy places the organism in Eukaryota, Viridiplantae, Streptophyta, Magnoliopsida, Solanales, Solanaceae. The transcript is spliced from 6 exons. The record is from RefSeq and is a predicted model, not a curated record. Gene Ontology annotation, biological process: positive regulation of transcription by RNA polymerase II. Gene Ontology annotation, molecular function: protein dimerization activity; RNA polymerase II cis-regulatory region sequence-specific DNA binding; DNA-binding transcription factor activity, RNA polymerase II-specific.
AUGGCAAGCAUAAAAUACCCAAAAAAGGAGAUAGAAAGAAGUCAUCGUACAAGUUUUAGUUUGUACCAACAACUUUGGACUGUGUCGUACAUUACUGAUGAUGAUAUAGGUUAUUGGCAGCUUGUCACAUUGGUGUUUAUUUCAGAAACGAAGGGUUUGCUUGGUGUCUCUGACUAUCUUGUGGUGUUGGAUGAUUUAAGUUGCAAAGAGAUGGGUCGAAGGAAAAUUGGCAUGGAACUGAUUAAAAACGAAAGAUCUCGAAAUUUAACGUAUCAAAAGAGGAAAAAAGGUUUGGAGAAAAAGGCCGAUGAAUUAUCAACUUUGUGUCAAGUCAAACUUUGCAUGAUUAUAUACGCUCCAAAACACAGCGACAAGCAGCAAGAGGAAACUGUGACAAUCUGGCCGGAAAAAGAUACUGUCCGGAGCUUAAUCGAGUCGUAUAGAGGGCGAUCGGACGAUGAUCGGAGGUUAAGAACACAUGAUUUAUCGUUUUACUUCAAGGACUUAGCAAGAAAGGUUGAGAUCGAGUCUGCAAAAUUACGUAAAAGUAACCAUGAGGCUAAGUAUCCAACGUGGGAUCAACUCUAUGAUAAUUUGUCUACUGACCAACUGAAACAACUUACUGCCUUAUUGGGUGCAAAAAUUGAAGUUACAAAGCAAAGGUUGGAAUUCUUGAAGGGAACACAGACUAUAUCCUUAGAGGACAUGCAUGCAAUGAGUUUUCUUGGAAAGCAAGCAACUCAUCAGCCAAAUACUCCAUGCGCAAUGGGGAUGAUGAGAGAUCAGAAUAUGUUGUUAAGCAAUAAUAUUGUUGAUCAUCAUCAAUAUCCUCAUCCUCAACCAGUGUGCUAUUUUGUACCAGUGGUGACACCUACUAAUUACUAUCAGCAUCAGUAUCAACUGCUGCCAAAUGCUGCUGCUACUGCUACUGCUUCUUAUCAAAUGCAUGCUUCUCAGAGGGAAGAAUAUUAUGAAAUGGCUGAUCACUUUCACCUACCAAAUACUACUAUGAAAUAG